This is a messenger RNA of Rhododendron vialii, 1686 nucleotides long. RefSeq lists its product as uncharacterized. The record is from RefSeq and is a predicted model, not a curated record. Gene Ontology annotation, biological process: GPI anchor biosynthetic process. The transcript is spliced from 11 exons. The coding region runs from base 735 to 1508 and encodes 257 amino acids. Gene Ontology annotation, cellular component: endoplasmic reticulum. NCBI's taxonomy places the organism in Eukaryota, Viridiplantae, Streptophyta, Magnoliopsida, Ericales, Ericaceae. Gene Ontology annotation, molecular function: N-acetylglucosaminylphosphatidylinositol deacetylase activity.
UCUUGUUCCUAUCGCCAUAAUAAAAGAGAGAGGGAGAGAGAGAGAAACGGCAGCAGUAGCAGAAAGACGAAGUCGAAGACAAUCUGCUGUGCGUUCAUCGUCACAACCUGGCCUGGUUCAUCUUCCCUCUCUCCGAUUUGCUGCUGCUGUUGUUCUUCUUCUUCAUGUUUUCCUGCUAUAAAUCGAAAAACCCUAGCAAAUAGGGGGUUGGGGGAGGGGACAAGGAGGGAUGAAAUUGUCCAAUUUUAAGAGAAUUGGGAAUAUAACUUAAUAACACUUCAAACCCCAGCCAUAACUAAUACGCCGCAAGCCCUCUCGACCAUUUGGGCCCACCUCCUUACAAGGGCAUAACUAAUCCCCUUGCCCAUCCAGCAUCCAAUUGGGCCAAUACUAAAAAGAAACCAUUAUACUCGGUGACUUUCAGUCCAAAACAGAACACAUUUCAGUGUCAACUAUUCAUUUCCUCAGCUGAAAACCCAUUUUAGUCCAAAACAAAAAAAAACACACAUACCCCGAUCUCUCUCUCUACACCCCUCUCUAUCUCCGCACACUCCAAUAUCGGUGAUCAAAACCCACACCGAUCUGAGUUAUGUAGUGGGGCUUGUUCGGAUUCGCCGAACAAAUUCGCAGUGGGGCUUGUUCUGAUUCGCGGAUCUAAGUUAUGCAGUGGGCUUGCCCGUCUCCUCUCCAAACAAAUUCGCCGGAGCUUGUUCUGAUUUUCCGGAGCAUGCUAGAUGGCGUGGCUCAUAAUUAUUGUUUCAGUUUUUGUGAUGUGGAUUUCUACAUUGUGCAAGAUUCUCCACACAGCUCGCUCAUCUUCUAAGGCUGCAUUUUUAAGUGGAUCUUUUCACCAGAGAAACGUCUUACUGGUUAUUGCCCAUCCUGAUGAUGAGUCCAUGUUUUUUACUCCUACAAUAAACUACCUCACUUCCAGGGGGCAUAGUGUACACAUAAUUUGCAUGUCAACGGGCAAUGCAAAUGGAAUGGGAAACAUUAGGAAAGAAGAGCUAUAUCAGGCUUCUGCAGUGCUUAAGAUUCCAGUCCAACAAGUGAAAAUCCUGGACCAUCCAGAUUUUCAGGAUGGUUUUGGCAAAGUAUGGAACUGUGAAUUAUUGGCAAGUAUAAUUGAUGAGGAAAUUCGUAGUCACGCCAUUGAUUUGAUAAUUACUUUUGAUAACUAUGGUGUUUCGGGUCACUGUAAUCAUCGUGAAGUGAAUCUUGGGAUGCGCAGCAAACUCUUGCAUGAAACUGCAGAAAGAGAUAUUGAAGCUUGGGAACUAAUCAGUAACAAUAUAUUACGGAAGUAUAGUGGACCUGUUGAUAUCUGUUUGUCCCUUGUUUAUGUCACAAUGUAUCAAAAUGGAGAGUUGCAUUGUCUGCUGAAUGAACGUCCAAAUAGAAGCUAUAAUGCAAUGGCCCAACACAGGAGCCAGUGGAUUUGGUUUCGCAAGCUUUUUGUGGUGUUUUCGAGUUAUACUUACGUGAAUACUCUGAAGAAGAUCAACUAGUAUACACUGCAUGUGUUCAUUCUUUGUUAGCAUUUUUCGAGCUUUCUCCAGUAGCUCAAUGUGAAAACAGAUGGCUUCUUGUUUUAUUGCCAUCAGAAGUUCCAUUCAUAUUUGACGAUGUACCCUUUUCCUCUUUAUCAAUGCAAUAGAAAAUAUGGAAGAUGGAAAUUGAAAAUCA